Molecule: messenger RNA, 2505 nt
Organism: Helianthus annuus (common sunflower)
Lineage: Eukaryota; Viridiplantae; Streptophyta; Magnoliopsida; Asterales; Asteraceae
Product: hepatoma-derived growth factor-related protein 2-like
Exons: 7
Coding region: 1-2505 (834 amino acids)
Source: RefSeq, a predicted model, not a curated record
AUGAGCCCACCCGGGAUGGUGAGGGUAAGGCACUUCGAGUUCUUGUGCCAUUCUCAUGGCAUUGAGCCAUCUGUAGAUAAGUUUCGUGCUUUCUAUCAGUUGCAGAGGACAAUGGGGUUCUUUUCUUUUGCGAGCCGUGGUGCGGCGAAGAAGAUUUUACUGAACCCACCGAAGAGCUUCCAUGACUGGAAACCUAAGUUCUUCUUUAUCAGGGAAGAGGUUUUGCCGGUUGCCAUGCCUUUUAGGGACUGGACCGAGGCCAUACCAAAGGAAGAUCUUCCCAUUCCAAAAACUGCUCGGUGGUACCAGCAGCUAACCCCAACCCCAAAUCGGGUGUUUGGGGAAAAUGUGUUAGUUGCUGCUAAGAUGAGUGACCAGUGGUUACCUAGCAGUAGGGAGGUUCCGGUUUUGAAGAUCGGCGAUCAAGAAGCGCAACUCUAUCAAGCUGCCUUCUCGACAUUUGGUGGCUCCAUGGGUGUUCGCCCAUUGCGCGAUGACGAGGAAAGCUGGUUUGACCAGAUUAAAGGCAAUUUCAUGUUUCCAGCUGCUGAUGCCUUCGCUUCGCCGCCCACCGCUACUGAAGGCUUGUCACGUGUAGCUAAGGGAAAAACUGGUGCUGGUGGGUCGAAAAGCUCUGGGAGCGCGGGUUCUCGUAACCCUGAAGCUGGCGCGACUCCAUCUUUUCCUGAAGAUGACGAAGCAGAAGAAGAAGAUGCCGGUGCUCAGCUUAUUGGGCGGAAGAGGGGUAGGAGCGAAGCCACGACUGGUGUGGCUUCCGCCCCUACAUCUGUUGUGAUUCCCGCGGUUGGGAAAACGAGCAAGCUGCGCUCGUUAUACAAAUUUUCUCCUGAAAUCAAGAAGAAGACCCCUGAGAAGGGUGUCACGUUCAGUGAGGCUGCGGCGAAGAGGCCCAAGAUUACCGUCAAGUCCACUGACACUGCUGCUCAGGAUGCCGCGAAGGCUGCUGAGGCGCAGCGAAAGGUGGAGGAGGAUCGGAAGAGAGAGGAAGAGAAGAAGAGGGUUGCGGAGGAGAAAAAGAAGGAAGAAGAAGAGAGGAAGAAGAAAGAGGAGGAGAGAAAAAGAAAGGCGGAGGAAGAGCGUUUGAAGAAGGCGGAGCAGGCGAGGUUGGCCGAGGCGGCGAAGAAGAGGGCCCUUGAGGAGUUGGAGAAAAAGAAAGCCAUGGAGCAGCCUGUUAAUGUUCAAGGCCCUGAGGUUACAAACCCUACUCACUCCGCUCCUGUCAUUACUUCUAAGGGUGCGGGUCGACAUGCUUCAAGCAGUGCGAGCUCUGGUGGUGCAGGGGGCUUUAACCCGAACGUGAUCGGGGCGAAGGAUACCGUCGGCGAUAUCUAUUACAAAACUUAUAGUGAAGAAGAGCGCGGCGAUGCUCCUCACCAAGCCCCUUGGAGCUUAAAGCAGAAAGAUACAUUUCAUGAAUUUGCCCCUUGCCGCGAGUGGUUCUUGAAUUCGUUCACCCCUGCAGAAGUUAACCGGCAAAGGGCGAAACCUCAUGAAAUGUUAUAUCGCACCUUUAUUCUUGGAGAGGCCAACGCUCGUGCUGCCAACCACCAGAUAGUCCGUGAAUGGCGAACGAUGAAACUUCAUAAUGUUGAAGAGCAACUGGCCAAAGAGAAGGCCGAGUUUAAACGUAUUUGUGCCCAAGACAACGAGCGCGCCUAUGCGGCUCGACAGAAGAUAGUUGAUCUUGAGGCUAAAGUUGCUGACUUGACCUCGAAGGUAGAGGAGGCGCAGGGAGAGAAGGCUGCUAAGCAACAGGUGGAGGUUGAGUUGUCUGAGAUCAAGGUGCAGUUGUCUAACAAGGACAGAGAUCUCCAUGCUAAGGACGUUGAGAUUGCGGAGCUCAAACGUCGCUUGAACGAGCAAAUCGACAGAUGUGAGUCGUUGGAAAUCGACCUGGAGGCCGAGAGGGUUAAAGCUGCUACGGCUGAGGAGGCGCGUGCUGUUAGCACUGCUGCGCUGAAUGUGGCCCAAACCAACUACUCCGAGGCUCAAGGCAUCGUCGAUACGCUUGUCUCAGAAGCUGAAUGGAUGCGCACUCGUGGAGUAGUGCUGGUUGCCAACUCCAUCUUGAAUGCUGGUGAGCUAGACCGCGCCGUUGCUGGUCUUACGGAUGCGGCGCGUGCGGUGGGUCACCGAGGUGGUUACUUAGAAUGUGCCAGUCACGUUGAGCAGAUACUAGGGCAAGAAUUCGAUGUAAGCCAUUGCUCGGUGACUGAUCGUGCUGAUGCUGCGCUUGCACAAGCUGAAAACUCGUAUGACAACCUUUCCUUGCCUAUCAUGGAUCUGGUUGUGGAAUCCUUGAAGAAAGACGACUGGUGCCAGCGCCUUAAAGCUGUCCUCGAUCCACCAGUUACUGUUGAGUUAUCCGAUGAAGAGCCAGCUGGUGAUGAUGGUGGCGAUGGCGAUGAUGAUGGCAAUGAUGAUGAUGGCGAUGAUGAUGGCGAUGAUGACGGCGAUGAUGAUGGUGACCGUCAUGUUGAAUAG